Myxozyma melibiosi is the source of this 1887-nucleotide messenger RNA. RefSeq lists its product as uncharacterized. Bases 56 to 1810 code for a protein of 584 amino acids. The transcript has a single exon. NCBI's taxonomy places the organism in Eukaryota, Fungi, Ascomycota, Lipomycetes, Lipomycetales, Lipomycetaceae. The record is from RefSeq and is a predicted model, not a curated record.
GGAUCACCAGACAAAGAAGACACAGCAGAGCACCGCCAUCUCGAGACCUGACGCGAUGCUGAGGCGAUCAAGACUGAUCUGUCGCGUCGACGAGCGGUAUGUGAGUUUACUGAGCAAAACGGUGUGUUUGCAGCGGCGGUGGAGCGCGAGAGAUGCUGCCGAAGAUGCGGUGAAGAAUCACGAUAUUGGUGAAGAUGAAGAACGAAAGGCGGCGGGAACUGGACUGGGUGGUGCGCUGGAUUCGCUGUUUACGUUGGUCUCGAAUCAUGAAGAGACUCUUCGUCCUGUUUAUUUUCCACCAGUUACUUCUCCUCCUUUCUCAGCUGGAAUGAAAAACCGCAAGUCAAAAGCCGUCGACGAGAGACGCGGUCGCGGGCACGAGAUGCUCGCAGCUUCUAAGCAAUCGGCAUCCAGGCUAGCGCAGCAGUCUGCGGACAAACUCGCCGAGUUCUCAGCCUCGAUUGAUCCGGUGCGGUUCUCGGACUCGGUAGAAGCGCACAAUAAGUCUGCGCAGAUGCGGGCCGAGAAGCUGACCAACUCGUUCAACAAGCAUCUCUCGCACGCGUCACCAUCUUCAGAGCCCUCGGUGAGCGCGGCGAAGGCAAAGGCGGCGGAACAUAAGUCGCCGGUGCAUGCGCACUACAGCGCGGUGCUGGCCGGGCUGAAAGGGAUUGGGCCGCGGAAAACUGUGCCUGAGGAUAAAGCGCGGCAGCAGCCGGUGGAGCUUGAGUCUAUGACGACGGCGGAUCUGAGGAAGUUGCUUAAUGAGUGCGCGACUGAGGCUGAGGUGCUUGAGUUUUUCCAGCAGACGUUGAGAGGCGGGAGAUUGACGACGCAGCUUGCGACGCAGAUUCUAUGGCGGAGUAAAGUGAAGAGUGCCGAGGGGUUUGACGAGAUGCUUGCGAUCGCGCAGGGAAACUCAAAGUUCAGCGCGUGGCCAGAUGAGGACUUGGAAGUGUUUGAGAAAGAGGUUUGGCUGAGGCGGUUGACUGUCAGUCAGUUUUUCGGCGCGCGAGGCAGCGAAGACGACGAGCCGAUGACGGAGGAUACGCGGCAGUAUCUCAAAGCGCUCUUUUCAAGCAUGUUUGAAACCAUCUGGGUUCCGCUGAUAAAAGAGGGCGAGCUGUCGAAUGACGCCGUGCGAACGCUGUGGUUCUUGGCCGGGAUGACCGAGACUGAGUUUGAUGUGCUCGGCCAGAUCGUGUACGGCUGGGCCUCGGGCUUUGACAAGUUCAGCGCGCCCGAGCGGUUUACGAUCGCAAACGCGGUCGUGCAGAUGUGGGUUACUGGCGUAACAGCGCAGCGGCCGCGCACGGCAGAGAUCUCAGAGUCGUUCUUCGUCAACGGCGCAAACGUGGCUGCGGACGCUGGCAUCGAGCCUGCACAGUACAUUGUGCCUUUCAAGUACGCGAGCAUCCGCUUCGUCUCGGCCCUACACCGCGGCCGGGGGCUGACUUCUAGAGAAACCGCACACGUGCGUAUGAUCGUCGAGAUUGUGAAAGUCAAGACGGUAAAUCCUGAUACCGAGUUUGUCAGGCGUGCGCUCGACGUGCUGAACUGGCAUGAGUCCGAGCUGGACGAGAAGGUGCCGGCGGUGGUUGACGCGGCGCGGGUGCUGCUUGAGUUUGUUAGCGACUCGGGGGUGCUUCUGCGGCGAAUUUCGACGCUUAGGGAAGCGCUGGCGUGGAGCGAGAUGGAUGAGCGCGUCGCGCUGAUUGCGAAGAAGAUCGGAUGGGAGGCGGCGCAGGAGGAGGGGUUGCAGACGACCGGGGAGGAGAUCGUUGUCGGGCCUGCGAAUGUUUUGGUUUGAUUAUUGUAUGGGAUGUCUUGGAGUUUUAUGGUUUGAUAUGUGUAUAUAAGGACUUGUAUAUAGAAGCAAUUAUACAG